UGACGUUCAUUAACAUGAAGAAUUUGACAUUAUAUUUUUUUGUCUCUAAUAAUAUAGGCUAAAAUCAGAGAUUGUGCUGUCUAGUCGUUGUAUUUUCUCACGUGACUCGUGCGUGUAUGAACUAUGAACUAUUCACAGACGAAUCGAAUGUUUACUACUUUUGCUUUAUAUGAUAUGUAUGUUUUUAUAAACUAAAAUUUAUAUAUUAUUAACUUGGAAUUCUUUUACGAUAGACUAGCAGCCUGUCUCUAUUUGAAUCUCAAUGCCAUACAGCACAUGACCUUUCAAUCUUUUCAAGAUUGUUAGCUCUGUCUACCCCGCAAGAUAUAAAGACGUGAUUAUGUAUUAUUUCUUCAUUAAUAAUGUGACUUUUUUAUAACACUGAUUCGAUUUUCAAAAUAACUGCAGUUUGCUUUAAAAUACCUUAUGUCCUUAUACCUGGAUGGAUUUUAUAAUUAACUAGCUUUUUUGCAAAUCCAAGAUAAAGAUCUAUCAUUUUUACCGGGAUGUAAGGUACCCUAUGUUCUUAUUGAAACGCUUAAUUAUAACAUACACGUUUAGUCUUCAUUUUUGUGUAUGAUUUGUAAUAAAUGAUAAUACUUUCUAGGCAAUUGAAUUCGAUCCCCAUUGUGAUAAGGCAAACCCUCAGAAAGUAAGUUUUGAAGAUAUUUCGGCUGCGGCGUACAGAAUCCAAAGCGGAGUUCUUAAAACACCCUGUGUGAAAUCACACAUGUCCACAUUAUAUGGUAUGGAAAUUUACUACAAAAAUGAGUUCCUUCAGUUUACGGGCAGUUUCAAAGAACGAGGAGCCCGCAACACUCUCCUGCUUCUUCCUCCCGAAAGCAAGCAGGCAGGCGUCAUCUCCGCUUCUCUUGGGAACCACUCGCAAGGCAUCAGCUACCAUGGCAGUCUGCUGAAUAUACCCGUAACUGUUGUCAUGCCUUCAGUAGCACCGAUAAUGAAAAUCCAGAAAUGUCGGUCUUUCGGCGCUAACGUGGUGGUACACGGGCUCAAUAUGAAGGAAGCUAAGUACCGUGCCAUGGAGCUAGCGAAGGAGAAGGGUAUCACUUACGUCAAUGGGUACGACCAUCCCCAUAUAAUAGCUGGGCAGGGAACUGUGGGACUGGAAAUAGUGGAACAGGUGCCAGACGUGGAUGCCGUGUUGGUUCCCGUGGGGGGAGGAGGUUUGCUGGCUGGUAUUGCUGUUGCCAUUAAACAUCUCAAGCCAAAUGUCCUUAUUUAUGGCGUGGAGACUUUCAAAUGUGCCAGCAUGUUGGAAGCCAUGAACCGCAACGAGCCAGUGGGCAUUGACAUCAGGUCCACUUUAGCUGACGGGUUGGCGGUGGCAACUGUUGGUUACAAUGCGUUCUUCACAGCGAAACCAGUCACCGACAAAAUAAUCACGGUGAAGGAGGAAUGGUUGGCUCGUGCCAUCCUGCGGCUGGUCGAGCAGCAGAAGUUUGUGGUGGAGGGCGCCGGCGCGGUAGGAGUGGCGGCCAUCAUGGCAGGCCUCGUACCGGAACUUGCUAACAAAAAAGUCGUAUGCGUCCUGACGGGAGGUAAUAUCGACACCACUUUGCUAGGCAGAGUUCUAGACCGAGGGUUGGCAGCUGAAAACCGAUACGUCAAGUUCAAGGUGACCAUUUCCGACCGGCCAGGAGGUCUCAGUGAACUGUGCAGACAUAUCGCUUCUAUUGGGGUCUCCAUCAAAGAUAUUUUGCAAGAGCGCGCUUGGAUGUUUGGGGACAUCUUCAGCGUCGAAGUGAAAGUGGUAUGCGAGACGAGAGGCGCAGAUCACGUCGAGCAACUGCGUGAAAUAAUAUGCAGCAACUACAAAGAAUACUUUUUCACCGAGUUCAACGAAGAAAAGAAAAAGGCUGCCGCCGCUGCCGCCCUGAUUGCCGCCAACAGUACUGAAGCAUCAGCUUCUAAGCGUUGAAACGCAUAGCAAGGCUAGCAUCUUAGGUUGAUAAAAUAAAUAUUCAUGAAUAGUUAAUGACACAGAAUAGAGUGAUACUCGUAAUGAGUAGCUACUAGGAGGAGAUAACGAUAUGCGUUUUAGAUUUUUUUAGAUUAUUUAAUUUCGAAAAAAAAUCCAUCUUUGUGAUUCCAAUAAUGAACCUGUAUUCUUUUUUGUUGUCGUUAAAUUAUUUGUGUUAGCUACGCUAAAAUGAAAAUUUUACCAAAACUAUGUAGGAGGUAACUACACAAUUAACUUCGUAAAGAAAUUAAUAAUGAUUUUAAUCUCUAACCAUCGACUUGCGUACUCAAAUUGCCUGCAAUAUAAGAAAAGGAAAAAAAAUCUUCUUUUUGUAGAUGAACAUUUUAAUUUAUGCCUAUGUUUUACUCUGAUUCAGUUGAGCGAUAAUAUAAAUAAGACUGUAUAAAAUGGUUGUGGAUUAUAUUUUUUAAUUACUUACCAUUUUACGUAAUUGAUCUGUGAUAUACUUUAAUGUCAUGAAUUCAUUAUUUACUUUUUUAACCAAUAAUAAAUAUAAUUUUUAGAAAAUG
Amyelois transitella is the source of this 2511-nucleotide messenger RNA. Its product is annotated as L-threonine ammonia-lyase. Gene Ontology annotation, molecular function: L-serine ammonia-lyase activity; threonine deaminase activity. NCBI's taxonomy places the organism in Eukaryota, Metazoa, Arthropoda, Insecta, Lepidoptera, Pyralidae. The coding region runs from base 731 to 1939 and encodes 402 amino acids. Gene Ontology annotation, biological process: L-threonine catabolic process; L-serine catabolic process. The record is from RefSeq and is a predicted model, not a curated record. The transcript has 9 exons.